This is a messenger RNA of Camellia sinensis, 2181 nucleotides long. RefSeq lists its product as uncharacterized. Gene Ontology annotation, molecular function: lipid binding. NCBI's taxonomy places the organism in Eukaryota, Viridiplantae, Streptophyta, Magnoliopsida, Ericales, Theaceae. The record is from RefSeq and is a predicted model, not a curated record.
CACUUUGUGAGGGCGAAGGCCACCAGUCAGUCACACACAGCCCAAACCAAACAAAACCAAAAAACAAAGAAAAAAUAGUGGGGGCGCGGCGAGCUAGAGCGAGAGAGAAGUGAGAAUUUUGGAAGAAGCGAAAGGAAAGGGCCUACGGCAAUCCGAACAAGACGACUCUCUGCCGCUUAUCUCUCAUCUCUCAAACAUCCUUAUCCAUUUCAAAACACCACUCUUCUUGUCUUUUCUUCUUUUGCUGCUGCUGCUGCUGCUCCCUCCUCCUCCUCCUUCUCCUCCUCCUAAUCCAUAUCUAAUAAGAUUCCCUUUUUUUUUUAAUUAAAAAAAUUGCUCCCCUCUCCAAUACUCAUCAGUGAAUGUUCUCUUCUUAUCUUUAUAUAUCUCAGUUCGUCUUAUCUGCCUGCCUGCCUGCCUCCCUCCCUCCCUCUGAAUAUCAUCGCUGUGCUAAACGCUUUAUCCAUUCGAUUGAAUCGAGUGGGGUUCUUUUUGUUGCUCAUUGCUUUUAAUUGGACAAAUAUAUAUAUAUAUAUAUAUAUAUUCCUGUGUAUUCUGAGGGAGGUGGUGGGUCUGUCAUAUGGCUAUUUUGUUUGAGAUCUUACAACGAUCCACAAUUGGGGAUGUAUUCAUGCUCAUGGCCCCUCUGUGGAUUGCGAUUUUAGUUGGGGUUUUUGUCGGCUGGGCAUGGAAACCCAAAUGGGCAAACCUCAUUGCAAAUUCAUUUGAUUGUUCAGCUUCCAAAGGAGGAGGAGGAGCUGGAGGUGCUUCUUCUUCUUCUUCUUCUUCUUCUUCACCGUUGCCGAUUGGUUUUUGUUCCAUUCCAAACUUGAACUUGAAUCCAUUCAAAUUGCAAUUAUCCAGCUGCAUUCCUUGGAUUGCCAAUUAUGACUUCGCAAAGGGGAUUUCAUCUCUACCAUCAAUCAUCUCAAAUUUCGACUGCACCAGCAGCAGCAGUUCAUUACAUCUAGAAAAGGAAAAAUCAGCUGUUGUUGUUGUUGUUGUGGCCAAAGAUGAUUUAGAGCAUUUAUGCCGACUUGUGGAGGAGAAAGAUGGUGGCCCUUCUUGGAUUCAGAUGAUGGAUAGGUCUACACCCAGUUUGAGCUAUCAAGCUUGGCGGAGAGAUCCUGAGAAUGGGCCCCCGCAAUACCGUAGCAGGACAGUCUUUGAGGAUGCCACUCCUGAGAUGGUAAGGGAUUUAUUUUGGGAUGAUGAUUUUCGAUUGAAGUGGGAUGACAUGCUUAUACAUGCUGAAACUUUGGAAGAGUGUCCCAACACGGGAACCAUGGUAGUUCGGUGGGUACGCAAGUUUCCCUUCUUCUGUAGUGAUAGGGAAUACAUUAUAGGCCGUCGAAUUUGGGAAUCUGGACGAGCAUAUUACUGUGUUACAAAGGGAGUGCCCUGCCCCUCUGACCUGCAGCGCAACAAGCCAAGACGUGUUGAUUUGUAUUAUUCAAGUUGGUACAUACGUGCAGUUGAAUCAAAGAGAGGGGAUGGUCAGCUGACUGCAUGUGAGGUGUUACUGUUCCAUCACGAAGAGAUGGGUAUACCUUGGGAAAUUGCAAAGCUCGGAGUCCGGCAGGGAAUGUGGGGAGCUGUCAAGAAGAUUGACCCUGGCUUGCGCGUGUACCAGAGAGAGAGAGAAUCUGGUGCUUCACUCUCACGGUGUGCUUUCAUGGCUCAGAUCAACACCAAAGUUAGUGCAGACUUCCUGAGAUCCUUGGAAAGCACAAGUGGUUCAUCAGAGGUUGAAACCCCAAAUUCAUCUGAGAAGCCCUCAAGGAGGAACAUGCGCAAGUUUCUAUUCGUUGGUGGGGCUAUAGUGCUUGCUUGCAGUCUUGACCGAGGGCUUUUAACAAAGGCAGUUAUAUUUGGAGUGGCCAGAAGGUUCACAAAGAUUGGUAAGAGGUGGUGAUUGGGAUGUUUUGACAUAUGUGUACCAAGAUGUCAUGGAAGACAUGUUUUUGCAGCAAGUGAGGAACUAUUUUUUUUUAUUUAUAAGAUCUCCUUCCAUGUCUUAAAUAUGUGGAAGGUGUUGUAUUCUUUUUUUUGAGCCACGAAGCAGCUACAGUUCAGGAGAAGAGAUAAGAUUGAAAAGUUGUAUUAGAUGAAAAUGAAAAUCUCAUUAAAGGAUCUUAUGCUGCAGAAAUAACAGGCAGAUUUAGUUGCUUUUCUUUCAUU